AUGAACAUUGUUACACGAUGGCAGGGUUCGGCACACGACUCGACUAUAUUUCGGUCGAGUGCACUAUGGCAGCAAUUCGAAGCGGGCGAAUUUCGCCACUACAUUUUAGUCGGUGAUUCCGGCUAUGCCAAUUCUCCCUUCCUGGCAACACCAUUCGCAGAAAAUAGUUCUGAGCUUCGCGCUGGAUUACAACACGUACAAGAAUAUCAGCGGGCAAUUAUCGUCACCAGGAAUUGCGUGGAACGCUCAUAUGGAGUGCUGAAGCGACGCUUUCCCGCAUUGGCCUAUGGUUUGCGUGUCAAAACAUCGACUGCUCAAAUGCUUGUUGCGACCGCUGCAGUACUCCACAACAUCUGUAUUGAUAAGAAUGAGCAAUUACCCAACACACCACCUGGCUUCACGAGCAACGAAAUAGAGAUCAACAGUGGUGCUACAGAAGAUACUCCAAAUAAUAACUAUGGCAGGAAUGUACGCAACGAACUCCUCGAUAUGUUUCAUCGCCAAGUGAACACACACACCAAUCACCUGCCUUGA
This is a messenger RNA of Rhagoletis pomonella (apple maggot), 534 nucleotides long. RefSeq names its product putative nuclease HARBI1. The record is from RefSeq and is a predicted model, not a curated record. NCBI's taxonomy places the organism in Eukaryota, Metazoa, Arthropoda, Insecta, Diptera, Tephritidae. The transcript has a single exon. Bases 1 to 534 code for a protein of 177 amino acids.